UUAUGGUUUUGUAAUUAAGUCGUAUUAAAUGAUUUUAAACAUUAAAUAUGGCUGAUAUAAACAGUUUGUUUGAUUGCUUUGACGAGCCAGCACAAAAUGCAGCCUCGAUCCAAUUGCCAAACGUUAAAAAUGAAGAAGAAAUUUCGGAGACUACAGAAGAAAAAAGUGUACUAAAUAACAAACGAGCUCAUGAGGAAGUUGAAUAUGCCGAUACGUCAAAGAGACUCAAACAAGACGAAGACGAGGGUGAUCUGACUUCAGAUUUAAACUUAGAGGCACUUCACUCGCGCAUAGUCAUUCAUACGUUAGAAACUCACGAAGGUUGCACACAUGAAGUGGCAGUACCGCCAAAUCAGGAGUUUGUGCCACUUGCGCAACCCACUUCAGAGCCCGCCAAGCAGUACUCCUUCAUACUGGAUCCCUUCCAGAAAGAAGCUAUUUUGUGUAUAGACAAUUUAGAGUCAGUGCUCGUGUCAGCUCACACUUCUGCAGGAAAAACUGUUGUGGCUGAGUAUGCCAUAGCUGUAUCACUAAAGAAUAAGCAGAGGGUAAUCUACACAACACCCAUUAAAGCUCUCUCCAACCAGAAGUAUCGGGAGUUUUCUGAAGAGUUCCAUGAUGUGGGCUUAAUCACGGGUGAUGUCACUAUCAACCCUUCAGCUUCUUGCCUGAUUAUGACUACUGAGAUUCUCAGAAACAUGUUAUACAGGGGAUCAGAGAUCAUGCGUGAAGUUGGAUGGGUUGUGUUUGAUGAAAUCCAUUACAUGAGAGACAAGGAAAGAGGUGUUGUGUGGGAAGAAACACUGAUAUUGCUCCCGGACAACGUCCAUUACGUGUUUCUAUCGGCGACCAUCCCGAACGCGCGCCAGUUCGCCGAGUGGGUCUGCCGCCUGCACUCGCAGCCGUGUCACGUGGUGUACACGGAGUACCGGCCCACGCCGCUGCAGCACUACAUCUUCCCUGCGGGCGGGGACGGGAUACACCUGGUGGUGGAUGAGAAGGGCCAAUUUAAAGAAGACAACUUCAACACAGCGAUGACAGUCCUGGGAAACGCGGGCGACGCUGGCAAAGGCGAUCAAAAGGGCCGUCGCGGUGGCCCGCGCGGAGGGCCCAAUACUAAUAUAUUCAAUAUAGUCAAGAUGAUCAUGGAACGGAACUUCGCGCCGGUUAUAGUGUUCAGUUUCAGCAAGAAAGACUGCGAGGCGUAUGCCAUGCAGAUGGCCAAGUUAGACUUCAAUACACUUGAAGAGAAGAAACUAGUAGACGAAGUUUUUAACAACGCGAUGGACGUGCUAUCUGAAGAGGACCGCAAACUGCCGCAGGUCGAGAACGUGAUCCCACUUCUGAGACGCGGCAUCGGCAUCCAUCAUGGCGGACUUCUGCCCAUACUUAAAGAAACUAUCGAGAUAUUGUUCGGCUUAGGACUUAUUAAGGCUCUAUUUGCCACGGAAACUUUCGCCAUGGGACUUAAUAUGCCGGCGAGAACUGUCGUCUUUACCUCAUGCCAGAAAUUUGACGGAAAAGAAAUGAGAUUUCUAACAUCAGGAGAGUACAUUCAAAUGUCCGGAAGAGCUGGUCGUCGAGGCUUGGACGACAAGGGUAUCGUGAUCCUCAUGAUCGAUCAGAAAGUCACACCAAGUAUCGUUAAGGACAUGGUGCAGGGCAAGGCUGAUCCUAUCAAUUCGGCCUUCCAUCUCACUUACAACAUGGUAUUGAACUUGUUGAGAGUUGAGGAAAUCAAUCCAGAAUACAUGUUAGAGAGAAGCUUUUUCCAGUUCCAAAAUCAAGCUGCUAUUCCAGAUCUACUUGACAAGGUUAAAAUGAAACAGAAGGAGUACAACUCCGUGACGGUGGAGCAAGAGCACUCUAUAGCGUCGUACUGCAACAUCAGGUCGCAGUUGGAUAUGCUCGGCUCGCAGUUCCGAUCGGUCAUCACCCGGCCCGAAUAUCUCAAGCCUUUUCUGCAGCCUGGGAGACUUGUUAAGGUGAAAACCGAGAAACACGAGUACGACUGGGGCAUCAUAGUGAACUUCAGGCAUAAAACGCAAGGCAAAGGCAAGAAGGGCAAGUGCGACGACAACCCGCUCUCGUCCGAGGCUGUAAUAGUAGUCGAUAUACUGCUGCACGUCAAACAGGCGAGCGGCGACGAUGCGGAGACCAAUGUGCCGUGCCCGCCUGGCGAGACAGGAGACAUCGAAGUAGUACCAGUACUCCAUACGCUAAUCCACCAAAUCAGCUCCCUUCGCGUAUACUAUCCGAAGGACCUACGGCCCGCAGACAGUCGCAAGUCCGUACUCAAGACGAUUGGAGAAGUGAAGAAACGGUUCCCUGAGGGGCCGCCGCUGCUUAACCCUAUUAAAGACAUGAAGAUUGACGAUCCAGUGUUUAAAGAAUGCGUGGAGAGAAUUAAGCAGUUGGAAGAAAGACUUUACGCUCACCCCCUCCACACGGACAAGAACCGCGCCGCGCUCCAAGCGGCCCACGAGCGUAAGCUGGAAAUAUACGAGGAACUCACCGAGGCCAAGACCGAGCUGCGAAAGGCCAAGAGCAUCCUGCAGAUGGACGAGCUCAAGAAGAGGAAACGAGUGCUGCGGAGACUGGGUUACUGCACGGCGGCUGAUGUCAUAGAACUGAAGGGGAGGAUUGCCUGUGAGUUGAGCAGCGCCGACGAACUCCUCCUCACCGAGCUGAUCUUCAACGGCGUGUUCAACGCGCUCACCUCCUCGCAGAGCGCCGCGCUCGUCAGCUGUUUCGUGUGCGACGAGAACAGCUCGCAGUCGUCCGCCACCGGCGAGGAGCUGCGCGGCGUGCUGAGACAGCUACAGGAAUACGCCCGGAGGAUAGCCAAGGUGUCGAUCGAGGCCAAGAUGGACCUGGAUGAGGAUAACUACGUGGGCAAGUUCAAGUGCACGCUCAUGGACGUCGUGCACUCCUGGUCUAAGGGCGCCAGUUUCCUGGAGAUCUGCAAGAUGACAGACGUGUUCGAAGGUUCCAUAAUCAGAUGCAUGCGGCGACUAGAAGAAGUGCUCCGCCAACUCUGCCAAGCGGCCAAGAACAUUGGAAAUACGGACUUGGAGAACAAAUUCAGUGAAGCCAUCAAACUGCUCAAGAGAGACAUCGUCUUUGCCGCCAGCUUGUACAUGUAACUGGCAAACACACUAAAUAUAUCCUUAUUUAAUAUG
Molecule: messenger RNA, 3182 nt
Organism: Cydia amplana
Lineage: Eukaryota; Metazoa; Arthropoda; Insecta; Lepidoptera; Tortricidae
Gene: Mtr4
Product: exosome RNA helicase MTR4
Exons: 18
Coding region: 48-3146 (1032 amino acids)
Biological process (GO): RNA catabolic process; maturation of 5.8S rRNA
Cellular component (GO): nucleus
Molecular function (GO): RNA binding; RNA helicase activity; ATP binding
Source: RefSeq, a predicted model, not a curated record